Molecule: messenger RNA, 2646 nt
Organism: Gaeumannomyces tritici R3-111a-1
Lineage: Eukaryota; Fungi; Ascomycota; Sordariomycetes; Magnaporthales; Magnaporthaceae
Exons: 3
Coding region: 1-2646 (881 amino acids)
Source: RefSeq, a predicted model, not a curated record
AUGGCACGCAAGGGAGCAAACCGCAAGACCCGCUUCCAGAAGAUGUAUGCGCGGAGCCUUGAGAUCGCCAAUGCGCGGCGACCCGAGGUUAUAGCUGCCUGCGCCGCCGACAUGAGAAUGCCGGAGCCCCAACCAGCCCCGGAGGAAGACAACUGGGAUGCUUCCCCUGAGGCCCCGACGUCCGACUCUGGUUCCUGUGCCCCAGUCCAGCUGCUCACAGUCGAGCGACUCCAAGACCACUACUCUAAGAGUGUGGGCUCGGGAGAGGCGGUCUUGGCUGAGCUCACCAAAGAGAACGCGGACGAGGUCGACAAGGAGCUGAUCGGCCUCAACGAGCGGAUCCUGGACGCCCGUAGCCAGCAGAAUUGGGCAUCGUCAGAGGCUCUCGAGCAAGAGAGGGACGAGAUCAUUCGGGUUGCUCGCGAGACAGAACCUACACGGGACUUCAAUACGACGAAGUUCGUGUUCUCUGCGCUCAAGUACAACCCUGCCUACCACAAGUUCAGCGCCGUCGCUGCCAAGGGAGAGAACAUUGCAGACGACAAGCUCGUCAUGACAAUCCCAUUCCACCCCAAGGACCCUGCCACGUUCUUCAAGGGUGGAAUCGAGCAGCCCCAUAGUGGGCUCAGCAAGGCGCUGCGCGAGCUGUCCAUCGCCUCCAUGAUCCUGGGCGAGCUUACCUAUGCCGAGAAGCAAUCCGUCGCCAUAGCCUGCAAGGAGACCUUCAACUCGGUUGGCAGGAUUCUGGAGGUGUGGGACACCAACAGGUUCGACUUCCUGGGUAAGGACGUCGCACUCAUCCGGGUCGGCGUGACCGACAACGGCCGCCCUGUCGAGAUGAAGGCGUCUUGGAGCGACAUCUCCAAGGUCAAGCACCAGGACUCACUGGCCAAACACAGGGAGGCGCACAAGGACCUCUUCGAGCUUACAAAGGAGGACAAGGCCAGAAACAAGGUUUGCCGCACCCUGGUUCGCGACAACAUGAUGGUCGAUGUUCCGCGAGACAACAGCGAGCGCAUGGCGGACAAGGAACUUGAGCCCAUCGGCCGUCGGGGCCACCUCAACGUCAUGUGCACAGCCGUGCGCUUCGAGGCCACCAAGGCGACCCGGAACAAGUCGCCGCGCCUCAAGUACUCUGACGCCUUGGAGGGCACAAACAGGCUGCUCGAGGUCCUCUCCUACCACGGCGCUUCCAUCCGCAGCCUGGACAUCUCAGGCCAGGACUUCCUGACGUGGCAACACGUCGACCUCAUCCUCCUCGCCACCCCCAACAUCCGCCAGCUGACUCUGCGCGACAACUACCUCUUGAACGUCACCCAGACCGAAUGUCUCAUGAGGGCCGUCAAGCGCCGCCGUCCGGGCUGCAGGCUGGACUUCUACCCCUUCUACCACUACGGUCCAAGCUACGAAAAUGACCUGGGGGACACGGGCCGCUGGGGCAGCUACGGUCUGACGUUUGAGGACUCAGGGGUGCACACCGAGAACGUCGUCGCAAAUCUCAUCGACCGUGUCCACCGCUGGGAGAAGGAUUACGGCGUGGAGAUGCUGGCGCGCGGCCUGGGUUUCCGGCACUUCCUCGAGCGCCUGCCCCUACCCGUCGGCUUCGUGUCCAAGGUCCUCGCCAGCCACGCCCUGCUGGACGCCACCGAGGGACACGGCAGCCGCCAAGAGAACGAGAUGGCCCACAACCGCCGCAUCUACGAGAUCUUGUACGGGCAGCCCGCGCCGGAGGUACGGAAGCAGUUCUUUCUCACCCAGUGUUGCAUGUGCAACGUCAAGGUGAUGAACACCAUGAUGAACGUGGGCGUCAGGUGCUCGUGGUGCAGCUUCACCAUCUUCGCCGACAUGGAGCCGCACCGCUACCAGACGGAAAAGCGGGCGGUGGUGAUGAGGAUACUACCAUUCUGGGGGUGCAUAAUGAAUGCCACGUCGCUUGGCGAGCUGUUUGGCGGCAUGCCGAGUGUCGACGUCUCCCAUGACGACGCCAGCGAGGAAGUCGACCAGGACGCCGACGAGGACGGCAACGAGGACGGCAACGAGGACGAUAACGAGGAUGCCAGCGAGGACGCGGACGCUGAUCCUACUGCAGGCGAGUCAACCACUGCCAACGACGGCAACGAGCCCGAUGCCGAGCCCGAGCCCGAUGCCGAGCCCGAUGCCGAGCCCGAGCCCGAGUCCCAGCCCGAGCCCGAGCCGCUCCUCGUCCCCCUCGACUCGGACCCCGCCGCCAACGGAUGGACCUGGAACCCCGCGACGCCGGCCGAGGAGCGAUGCCUGUCGGGUUACAAGAUGGCCAUGCGCCUGGAGUGGACGCGGCUGCGCGACAUCGCGCGCGUCCAGAUGCCAAAGAGGCUCCGCUUCGAGGCUACCCCCAGGUUCUGGGACAGGAUGCGGAUGCCCGGCUGGAACGACCGCGGCCCGGGGGACCACGAGAUGUUCCCGGCGCAGCGCGCCAACAUCUUCGACACGGGCGGCUCGGACGGCGCCUUCGUCGGCCUCACGCCCGACAUCUGCGGCGUGCGCCGCCCCAACAACGCCGAGGCCAUGCUGGGUACAUACCACCCGGCCAACAGCAUGGACAGGAUGCGCCGGCUCAUGGUCCUGGAUCCUGCCGAGCGGAAGAAGGAGCUGGGCUCGUUCUGGUAA